AUGUCAGCAGAUCUUUUCGCGGCGUUCGGCAAUCCAAAAACUCUCGAUAACUCGGUGAAAGUAUCGUCAAAUUCGAAUAGCGGGUCAUCGAGUUCUGGGAAUCGCCCCAAAACAUGGAACUCAGUAGUUGAUGCUGCUGGUAACUCUACGCUCAUUGACUUCUCUUCUGAGCCGCGCCCAUCACCUUUCUCUCAGGCUAUACAAGAUACGAGUGUAUCUGGAGCCGGAUCGAAUGAAGUUCUGUUUGAUGCAUCGACUGAAAUUGCAUCUAAUGAAGCCACUGAAGAUGAAUGGGGGGAAUUCGAGUCUGCAAAGUCUGAGUUCAUAAACGACGAGCCCGUCCAACGUUUUGAGGAUAGCAUUAAGCCGACUGAAUUCGUAAUCCACCAUGGUGCUCAGGAUAAGCUGAGUAUUCCAGCUUCGAAACCACGCCAAAUGCCCCUAUUGGAUCUUUUAUCCACUGAAGACUCGAGUCCUCCGCCACAAAUCCCGCACCGAGCCCCGUUAGCCUUGGAUUGCAAUGUCCAUGAUAGAUAUCCUAUCAAACAGGAGCAAGGAGACUCCGAGCCUACUACAGCAUGGCCAGAUUUUGGAGAAGAGGAUGAGUGGGGGGAGUUCACUGAUGGCAUUGACGCUGAAAGCAAGCAAGGAGACCUUCCAAGAAUGUUAGAAACUGCCACUCUACCAAUGCAACAAGUACAGUCGCCGUCAGCACCGCGAUCCGGUGUACCAAAGACAAAAGCGAGCGUUCCAUUUCGAACUGUUGCACGUUCUCCCAAAACGGUGAGGCCUACGAAUAUUCCCCCUCCUUCUAUUCUUCUCCGGCUAUUCCCGUCUUUAUUAGAGAAACUACGAGUAAAAGCGAGAAACUACACGAUUCAGGCCAAAAGAAAGGCCGGGCCUCUGCCUGACACUGGCCCAGCCGAAGAGAUCACAUAUAGCUUGAAAGUUAUGGUACACAUAAUAGCAGGACGCAGUUUACGCUGGAAGCGAGACUCGAUCCUCAGCCAAAGUAUCAGGAUAGGACCUGCGUCAGGGAGGCCUGGAGGAAUGAAAUUGAGCAGCGUUAACAAAAGCGAAAAUGUGAAAGAGGAAAAAGAAGCUGUCGAAGUCCUUGACAUAUGGAAGAAAUGCAAUGGGCUCUUAAACUCUGCAGCCUCAGCGGGAGGAAAAUCACCAGUUCAAUUCGUAGCUGGUAAUCUUCAAGUGAGAACAGCCACUACUCAGGAGGGUGCAUUGAAAGCGCCGCAUGCAUGUGCACUCUGCGGACUGCGACGGGAAGAAAGGGUUUCCAAAAUCGACGAGAACGUCGAUGAUAUUUUCGAGGAAUGGUGGACCGAGCACUGGGGCCACUCUGAUUGCAAACGCUUUUGGGAAGCUAAUUCGAUGAAUUUGGAUCAACGUUGA
Messenger RNA from Coccidioides posadasii C735 delta SOWgp, 1407 nucleotides. RefSeq lists its product as uncharacterized. The record is from RefSeq and is a predicted model, not a curated record. Lineage: Eukaryota; Fungi; Ascomycota; Eurotiomycetes; Onygenales; Onygenaceae.